UCAUAAACGUCGAUUUCAAUUCCAAUUUAAAUUGAUAAAAAAAAUUAAAAACUAGACCGGACACAGUUUUUUUUCCUUUCAGAAGCCACGAUAUAAAAAGGGUUUACGCCAUUACCGAGCUUCGGUCAGAGCAGGACGGGAGUUUCUGCAACACAAAGGAAAAGAUAUAUACGACGUGAGAAACAUGUCAGGAACUCAUGCGAUGGAGUUGCUGCGGUCUCAUUUAUCAAGAGUCAGGAUUCCAGAAGCUUCUAAUCGAAUUUACAAGGAAGAAUGUUGUGUAUCUUUUGACACUCCGAAGUCAGAGGGAGGACUUUUUGUUGACCUCAGUUCAUUUCUUGCAUUUGGGAAAGAGUCAGUGUAUUGGAAUUACAGGAAGACUGGAAAUCCAGUUUACUUGCAUAUCAAGGCAAGAAAAAAACCUGUUAGUGAAGAUAGACCCCACAAGAAGCCUACACUACUGGCAAUAGGUCUAGAAGGUGGCUUUGAAAAUCGAGAGCCAGAGUAUGAGGAGUCUUACAGUAUUGUAAUAUUGCCUGAUUUCGUGACUCUUCCAUUUCCAUCAGUUGAACUGCCAGAAAAGGUUAGGCUAUCGGUUGAUGGUGUAUUGGCAGCUACUGGUGUGGAGCGCAAGGAACAGGUGGCAGCUUGGACGGCUGAUAAAAAGCAAGUUAGUGGUUAUGCCUUGAAUUUGCAACAAAUCGAUAAUGGUGUUAUAAUUCCUCCUUCUAGAUGGAAAUGUGCAAAAUGUGACAAAGUUGACAACUUGUGGCUGAAUCUUACGGAUGGUAUGAUUCUUUGUGGGAGACGGAGUUGGGAUGGAACUGGAGGCAAUGAUCAUGCUGUUCAGCAUUAUAAUGAAACAAGAUACCCUUUAGCAGUAAAGCUUGGUACAAUCACAGCUGAUUUGGAAGCUGCAGAUGUUUACUCUUACCCUGAGGAUGAAGCAGUUGAGGAUCCUUUUUUAGCUCAACAUUUAUCAUUUUUUGGUAUUGAUUUUUCAUCGUUGAAAAAGACGGAGUUAACCACUGCUGAGAGAGAGCUUGAUCAGAACACAAACUUUGAUUGGAAUCGUAUUCAAGAAAGUGGCAAGGAAUCAGAGGCUCUAUUUGGCCCUGGAUGCACAGGACUUAUCAAUCUUGGGAACAGCUGCUACUUGGCAUCUAUCAUGCAAACUGUAUUUUCUACAAGGGAUUUUGUCUCACGUUAUUUUAAAGAUCAAAACCUGAAUGAAGCAUUUGAAAGGGCUCCUGCAGAUCCAACUGUGGAACUGAACAUGCAGCUGGUAAAGCUUGGACAUGGGAUGUUGUCUGGAAAGUACUCCUCUCCAGUACAAGAGGAUAAUGAUGUAGAAAUUUCUGAGAACAUGACUUCAAAACCAAGGCAGGAAGGCAUACCACCUCGCAUGUUUAAGACACUAAUAGGUACUGGACACCCAGAGUUUUCAAGCACCAGACAACAGGAUGCUAUGGAGUUCUUUCUACAUCUGCUUGACAAAGUUGAGCGGAACAGUGCAGGAAACCCUCAACUGGAUCCUUCUCGAUGUUUUAAGUUUUUUGUUGAGGACCGAAUUCUUUGCACAUCUAGGAAAGUUUCAUAUAAUAGAAGAGUUGACAAUGUUCUCUCUCUGAACAUCCCAUUAGAAGCAGUAACUAAUAAGGAAGAGGUAGUGGCAUUUCAGAAGAAGAAAGCUGAAAGGGAGUUAGCUGGAGAAAAAUUAAAAGAUGAUGAAAUUGUUCGCCCAAGGGUACCCUUGUCAGCAUGCCUAGAGAGUUUUGCAGCACCUGAGGAGAUCCAUGGAUUUUAUAGCACUGCAAUGAAGUCUAAGACAACAGCAAUUAAAACUGCUAGAUUGGCAACCUUUCCUGAUUACUUGGUUCUACAUAUGCGCAAGUUUGUCAUGGAGGCUGGCUGGGUGCCUAAAAAACUUGAUGUCUUUAUUGAUGUCCCUGACACAAUAGACAUUAAUCAUUUGCGAAGCAAAGGUCUACAGCCUGGAGAAGAAUUGCUACCAGAAAAUGAUGAUAGUCAGGAUUCAGGUCAGAGAGGGCCUUCAGCUGAUGAGGCUAUUGUAUCACACCUUGCAAGUAUGGGCUUUCCUCGUCUUCAUUGUGAGAAAGCAGCUAUCAACACCUCAAAUGCAGGAGUGGAGGAAGCUAUGAAUUGGUUGCUAUCCCACAUGGAAGAUUCAGAUAUUGAUGCCCCUAUUUUGGAUGGGUCGCAAAAUACUCCAGAUCGUGUUAAUGAAGAAAGUCUAAAUACACUUGUUUCAUUUGGAUUUGAUGUGGAUAUUGCUCGAAAAGCAUUGAGAGCCUCAGGUGGCGAUAUUGAGAGAGCAACUGAAUGGAUAUUUACGCAGCCAGCAGGUACAACUGAAAUGGACAUUAGCUCAAGUGGUAAUGCUUCUUCGUCUGAGCAGGCAUUACCUGAUGGAGAAGGAAAAUACAGGCUUAUGGGAUUUGUGAGCCACAUUGGCACUUCUACUCAAUGUGGACACUAUGUAGCUCACAUAUUCAAAGAGGGAAGGUGGAUCAUUUUCAAUGACUGUAAAGUUGCUGUUUCCACUGACCCUCCAAAGGAUAUGGGAUAUCUCUACUUCUUCGAGCGAACCAAUUGAACACGUGGAACAUCUGAGGUUGAGAAUGAUUUUACAGCUAACAAUUCAUGUUAGUUUGGUGAAUUUUGAGGGAUUAUCUGUACUAAGGACUUGAGAGCAGUCACAGAUUAGCCUAUACAUGGUGGAUAAAAAAUUGUUUGGAUUCCUUUGUGACAACCAUAUGUCUGAUAUUGGAGGCCACUUUUGUGACACUGUAUGGGCAAUCCGAGUCUUGAAAGCCUUGAAAAUUUUCAGAUAAUGAUAAUUAGGAGAAAAAUUGACAGUAUACCACAUUUCCUUAUUAAUUUUCACAAUUUUUUUGCAAA
Molecule: messenger RNA, 2922 nt
Organism: Cryptomeria japonica (Japanese cedar)
Lineage: Eukaryota; Viridiplantae; Streptophyta; Pinopsida; Cupressales; Cupressaceae
Product: ubiquitin carboxyl-terminal hydrolase 14
Exons: 21
Coding region: 185-2617 (810 amino acids)
Biological process (GO): protein deubiquitination
Molecular function (GO): cysteine-type deubiquitinase activity; zinc ion binding; protein binding
Source: RefSeq, a predicted model, not a curated record